This is a messenger RNA of Chaetomium fimeti, 1401 nucleotides long. Its product is annotated as velvet factor-domain-containing protein. The coding region runs from base 121 to 1389 and encodes 422 amino acids. The record is from RefSeq and is a predicted model, not a curated record. Lineage: Eukaryota; Fungi; Ascomycota; Sordariomycetes; Sordariales; Chaetomiaceae. The transcript has 6 exons.
ACCGACCGGUCCUCUCUUUUGCCGCCGCAAAACGCCCACGCAACCCCCGGGGGAGCAGCCGACGACCGUCUUUGAUCCGCAACCGGCGCGGUCCCGCGGGACUCGACCGCAACCUAAAACAUGCAUCAACCGCCGUACCCCCCGAGCCAGGCACAGCCGAUGCCCCCCGAUAUGCACCCGCAUCCCCACCAGCCGCCGUAUCCCGCGCACCAGAUGCAGCAGCUCCCGUCAAUGCCCCCACCGGGCACCCAAUACCAAGAAAGCGUUCCGAUGGCAGGUCCCGGAGCGCUGCCGCCAGGACAGUCCGCCGCCGACGCCGCCCAGCCCUCCCCGUCGCAAUCGCAGGAACGCGCCCCGCUCACCCCCGAGCAGAAACGCCAGCAGGAGUUGAAUCUCAAGCCGUACUCGUCCGAAGAUGACCAGAGCCGGGUAUACUCCUUGGAUGUUGUGCAACAGCCGCAACGUGCGCGGAUGUGUGGCUUCGGUGACAAGGACCGGCGGCCCAUCACGCCUCCGCCCUGCGUGAGACUCGUAGUUAAAGACGCGAAGACCGGGAAGGAAAUCGAUUGCAACGAGAUAGAGCAUACAAUGUACGUCCUCAACGUUGACCUCUGGUCCGAGGAUGCCUUGAAGGAGGUGAACCUCGUUCGCCAUACCACAGCCACGCCAUCGAUAUCGUCCACGUCGCCUGCGUCAUACGCCCAGAUCGAGCAGACCACGCCGGCGUACUCGCACAUCCUGCCAUCCAGCCGGGAUAUGGGUUACUCCCAGCAAAUGUCCUACCCUCCCCCGGGCCAGGCUGUUAGCCCUUAUGGCAUUCAGCCAGCAUAUGGUCAAGGCUUCGUUUCGCCCAACGGAACUGGCUACCCGCCCCCGAAUCAGUACUAUCCCCAGGCCGAGCUCCAGGGCUUGACGCAGCUCGUAACCUCACCCUACGGCCCGCCCAGAGUCUACGAACCCCAGUUUGGCAGCAUGCCUCAGCGCAUGUCUAUCAGCGGUAACCCACCGUCGGGCAUGUUUACUCGGAACCUCAUCGGCAGCUUGGCUGCCAGCGCUUUCCGCCUCCAAGAUACCGUGGAUAAGAUCGGAAUAUGGUUUAUUCUGCAGGAUCUUAGCGUCCGCACCGAGGGUUGCUUCCGGCUUCGUUUCUCCUUCGUAAAUGUCGGCGCUCCCGGCCAGGCGGGCAACGGCUCCAUCAACGUCGGCAAGGCCCCCGUCCUUGCCUCUGUCUUCAGCGACGUCUUCCAGGUCUACUCGGCCAAGAAAUUCCCGGGAGUUUGCGAGAGCACGGCUCUGAGCAAGUGUUUCGCCAGCCAGGGCAUCAAGAUCCCUAUCCGCAAGGACAACCCGAAUAAGAACGCGAACCAGGACGACGACGAUUACGACUGAGCCCGCCUCGCC